Molecule: messenger RNA, 4060 nt
Organism: Platichthys flesus (European flounder)
Lineage: Eukaryota; Metazoa; Chordata; Actinopteri; Pleuronectiformes; Pleuronectidae
Product: zinc finger protein 883-like
Exons: 5
Coding region: 590-2341 (583 amino acids)
Source: RefSeq, a predicted model, not a curated record
CACCGGGUCACAGCAGGAGAGAGGGGACGCACACACCAGGGGUUUACAGUGAGUCCCGGUCCUUCUGCAUAUAUCAGAUGUAUUUCAAUCCUUUCUGAUGAGGAUUAGAAGGAAUUAGAAAGAUGUAAUUUGAUGUAAAGUUUGGGAGGAACAGUGCAGAGUGUGAAGAACAUCUGGAGACCGUGAGCGACACGCUGCAGUGGAGGUGAUGACUGGUGUGUUGUGCCCCCUGCAGGCUACAGGGAGACACUACACAUAAACAACUGGGUGGAAGCUGGAUAUAGUUAGUCAAAUAUUGGAUUUAAACAUCUGUCACAUCUAAGUUUUUAUAUUUAAUCAUUAUUAUUGUUGUUUUUAUUCUUCUUCAUCUUCUUCUUCUUAUUAAAGUAAAGGGAGUAGUGGAAAACAUGCAGUACCACUACCUAAGCGAUAGGGAGCAAACGUUUUCCUAAGAUUCCAACUGGAGUGCUUGUAAAUCCCACGAAGAAGAAGAACCCAGAACAACAACAUCCGGUCAGAAGUCGCUCUGUGUGAAGAAGAGAAACUUUAAAUAAUAACAACAUGUAGAAGUAAAGUGAGACUCGACCCCAUGUUGCGUGUGGAGGCGAUGGAGCUGCAGCUGUGUGCGGUGAUGGAGACUCUGCUGCGGGCGGCGGUGACGGAGCUCCGCAGGCUGAUGGAGGAGGAGGACCGGGCCGACGUGCGGACUGUGGCCGCCCAGCAGCGCUCUGCUCCGGCUGCAGUGAAGAGGGAGGAGGAGGUGGAGGAGGAGGAAGAAGAAGUGAGCCCACAGAGGCAGAAUGGAGACACAACGACCCAGUUUUCGGCGCUGGUGGAAACAUGGACCAAAGCUGCGGUGGAGAAAAUCCUGACGAUCCUGAAAGAGUCGAUGUGUGAAGCCGAGGAAGAAGAGGAGCCGAGCGACCAGAGCAACCAGUCGAGCAUGAAGCCGCCGGAGAGAUCAACAGCCAGAAGGAAGAAGAUGGAGGGAGGACGGGAACCAGCAAUGAAGAAGAAGAACAAGAGAGUGAAACACAAAGCUUCACAUGAAGAGAGAAUCUCUGGAAUUCAGUUUGAACCUGACGUCGUAUUAACAGAUCUCAGGUCAGAGCCGGUUCCUGAUUCAGCCCCUGAGCCGGCCUCCGAUGUCAGGGAGGACUUCACCGACGCUUCUACAUCCCAGAUCACACAGAAGAAGAAGACGACAGGAUCGGUCAAGUGUCCCUCAUGUGACAAGACGUUUGCUCUGAAGUGUUUGAUGGAGAGACACCGACGCAGCCACUCCAAGCCUCACCUCUGCUCUCACUGCGGCAAACGUUUCUCGGAACUCUCCGGGCUCAUCGCUCAUUCACGCCGUCACACCGGAGAGAAGCUGCACCAAUGCCCCGACUGCGGGACAGAGUUUGCUUACAAGUCCACCUUCGUGAGACACAUGCGUCAGCACAGCCUGAAGACAGUGGACACCCACGUGUGCACGCUGUGUGAGACCCACUUCACCGACACGCUGGCGUUUCAGCGGCACCGGUGUUGUGCCCUGAAUAAGACGUUUGUCUGCUCGCUCUGUCCCGAGACCUUCCAGUGCAGACAGAGUUUGUCCGAUCAUGAGAACCUUCAUUCAGGAGUCAGAGACUUCGUGUGUGAGAUGUGUGGAGAGAGUUUCCUCUCGUCCUCCUCGCUGGCGACUCACCGGGUGACUCACAUGGAGAAGGAGACCUGCCGCGACCAGCUCGGCCUCGGCUGCAGCGACCUGAGCCUCCUCACGCUGCAGCUGAGCAAACGCGCCGGGGAGAAGCUCUUCACCUGUGAGGUCUGCGGUAAAGGCCUCAGUCACCAGAGCGCCCUGAAGCACCACAUGCUGACGCACACGGGGGAGAUGCCGUACAUCUGCGAGAUGUGCGGCAAGCGCUGUAGCCACGCCAGCGCGCUUCAGAACCACAUGAGGCUCCACACCGGGAGGAAGCCGGGGCAGCUGUCGACCUGCAACGUGUGCGGGAAAGAGUUCCACCGCACGACGCGACUCAAAUACCACAUGAGCGUCCACACGGGGGAGAAGCCGUACGCCUGCGACCAGUGCGACAAAAGGUUCAGCAACCCCAGCAACCUGAAGAUACACAUGAGGAGCCACUCCGGAGAGAAGAGGUACGGCUGCAGCAUCUGCGGCAGGAGGUUCACCCACACCAACAGCCUGAAGGUGCACCGGCUGAUCCACAGCGGGGAGCGGCCGUACCGCUGCGGCGUCUGCGGGAAGGAGUUCAUCAACCGCAGCGACUCCCGGAGACACGAGAGGGUUCACCUGUCCGAGGGAGCCGGAGACGCUCUGUCUCCAAACACUGCUCAAUGAAAACCUGAAGCUUCUCACUCACCACUCAUAUGAUCGUUUGUUUACACACAUGAAACUGUGAUUAACUGUUUGUGUACAACAUCUUAAUGUGAAGAAGAAAACUGUGAGACAAAAGAAAUGUGUCAAGAUUCUAAACACUAGGUAUAUUUGUCACUUAUAUCCUCACACAUUUGAUGUCAAAAGUAUUAUAUUUGUUUUAUAUUUGAUUUAUAUUGAGCUGUAUUUUAUAUAUAUAUUUUAUAUUUUUCUAUAAUACGUUCCUUAUAUCUGAACCUGUUCCUCUCGUCUAACACACUAACACACUCCUGUCGACCGUGUGUUAACUUGCACGUCACAAACUAAACCCGAACGUUGUAUUUCAUUGUAGAUCGAUCAACGACACUGUGAGUUUCAAUGUGAAUUAUUAUAUUUACCUUAUUUUAUUCUCAUUUUCUGGUCUGGGAAGUUUCCGACUCCAAUGUGAUCUUGAGCGUCCACAUACUUAUGUCAAUAUAUUGUAUAACAUCACAGAACAUUAUUAUUUCUCUGAGCAAGCAAAAAAAAAAUCAGUUUAUUAUUUUACCGAUUAACUAAUAAAUUAACGACCGACGACAAAUCAACUAUAAAGUGAGGAGGAACAGACUUUGAGUUUCACUAUCAGCUCAGUUUGUUGAUUUUCAGUUUAUACUCAGUUGGAAUAAAGACAUUAACAUGGAACCAGUAGAAUACAGUCAAGUUCUCUUUGAUGUUGUGUUGCACUGAAACACAAAUUGUAUACAUGAAAUACAACAUAGAUACAUAAGCUUGUAUUGUGUCAGAAGUUAAUGUGUUUUCAACCAACAGUGUAAAAGAGCUGUUCUCUGUGAAACCUUCCACUAGAUGGUGAUAGAGGACAAGAUGAUGCCUCCGAGAUAAAGAUCAUCAACAGGUCCUGUUCUUUAUCUUCACUCACCAACAACAACACGUCUUUAUGAAACCUACUUGAGUCACCGCAGUUUAAAGUUAUAUCGUGUCUUUUAUUCUUCCCUCCUUCGUUCAACUUUUGCAAUCAAAAGAAAAAUAAAUGACGAGGCAACGAAACCAGAACAAGACGAAAUAGAAACGCAGUAAUUGAAGCAAUUAUCAAAAUCUUCAGUUAAAAAGAAAAAGCUUUGUAAAAACCUUUGAAACUGGAUUAUAUUGAGAUCAAUACUUCUUACGUCCUCUCUCCUGCAUGAAUAAAAAGUCAGUUUAGAGUUUUGUGAAAACUGAAAUCAGACUUUUGACCUGUUCUGAGUUGAGCUCUGUGUUUCGUGUGACUGUUUCCCAGUGUGACCCAGUCUCCGGCUGCUGGUCACACGUCUAAUUCCAGUUUAUUGCAUUUAAUUCAGCCUUUGGACUUAAUGCUGCUCAGAACUCUGUGUCUCCCUGGAGGUUUGACUCGAAGCUGAGCCGAAGCCGUCUCUGCAGGAAGUCGUAAGACGUUAAUGAUAAGAGUCGAGUGAAGACGGAGUCGAGGACACAUUUCAAUAUUUAAUCACACUAGUAAGUUUGGUUUUUAUUUGUUAGUUGAUUAUAUAAACUUGGCUAGAAUGACAUCAUCAGUGUAAAAUGGCAGCAACCGUAUUUGCAACAUUUUGGCUUCACUUUUGUAGGAAGUGGAAAUUUAUCAAAUUAAAACAAUAACACGGUGCUUCAGUGUUGUGUUAGCAUCUUUACUAGUGCCGCCCCCAAGUGACCAAAUAAUGUCAUUGCAAGUUU